AAUCAAAAUUACAAUUGUAAUGUUAAUUAAAAAUGUUUAUAAUUAAAAAUAAUUUAUUAUUAAAACGAUUACAACUUUGUCAACAAAUUAAGACAAUUAACAGAAAAUUAACAAACAAUACAAAGAACGAGAUUCUUGUAAAAAGACUUCAAUCAGUUUGUGGUGACAAUAAUGUGUCGACAAAUGUCUCGGUUCGGGAACAACACGGAAAAGAUGAGGGAUUUUAUCCCACAAUACCUCCCGAUGUUGUAGUGUUUGUAUCCAACACACAACACGUCAGUGAUGUCCACAAAAUUUGCUAUGAAAUGAAUGCACCGAUUAUUCCGUACGGAUCGGGAACGGGACUCGAGGGUGGAGUUAAUGCCAUCAAUGGAGGCGUUUGUAUUGAUUUAAAAAAUAUGAAUAAAGUUAUUGAAGUUAAUAAAGAAGACUUUGAUUGUGUGGUUGAGGCCGGCAUUGAUUGGCGUUCACUAAAUGAAUAUCUACGAGACACCGGUCUGUUUUUCCCAAUAGAUCCCGGUGCCAGUGCAUCCAUUGGUGGAAUGGCAGCUACAUGUGCAUCGGGAACUAAUGCCGUGUUGUAUGGUACAAUGAAAGAGAAUAUACUUAACCUUGAAGUGGUUCUACCAAAUGGUGAUAUAAUUAACACGAGUGGACGUAAAUGUCGGUCUCGCAAAUCAUCGGCCGGUUAUGACUUGACUUCAUUGUUCAUUGGAAGUGAGGGAACGUUGGGAACCAUAACACACAUAAGUCUGCGAUUAAGCGCUGCACCCGAUUGUGUUGCCGCAGUUGUCUGUAGUUUUCCGGAUGACAAAGUGGCCAUUAAUUCAGUCAUUGAAAUACUUCAAUCAAACAUAUCUGUGGCUAGAGUUGAGUAUUUGGACGACGUAUCCAUCAAAGCGUGUCGUUCUUAUAGUAAAGUAUCACUUCAAGAGACGCCGACACUGUUUCUCGAGUUUAACGGUUCCAACGACGAUGAGGUUAAUCAAAGAAUAGCUAUGGUUCGCGAUAUUGUUGUGUCAAACGGUGGAUCAAACUUUAAUUGCUCUACAGAUGCUGAAGAAAGAAAAAAAUUAUGGAAAGCAAGACAUGAAUUGUAUUACGCCGUCAAAGCUAUGAAACCUAACUCUACGGCCAUUAUUACCGAUGUUUGUGUUCCCAUCUCAAGACUUACUGAAAUGAUUGUACGCACAAAACAAUUGAUAGCAAGUAAUGAAGUGACGGGUCCUAUGUUUGGUCACGUCGGUGACGGCAACUUUCAUACUGUUAUUGUGUUUGAUCCCAAUGAUAGUCAAGAGUUAGCGCGUGUCAAGUCUACGGCUUAUACUAUGGGUGAGAUUGCACUGGAGUUGGGCGGCACCUGUACUGGUGAACAUGGGAUCGGUAGAGGAAAAGUGCAACUUAUGAGACAACAAUAUGAUUCUGUAGCCAUCGAUCUCAUGAAACGUUUGAGAGCAACCAUUGAUCCCAAAGAUUUAAUGAAUCCACAAAAACUUUUUUAAUUUACUUUUAUUUUUUAUAUAAUUAAUAAUAUAUACUAAC
Messenger RNA from Oppia nitens, 1542 nucleotides. Its product is annotated as probable D-lactate dehydrogenase, mitochondrial. The transcript has a single exon. Gene Ontology annotation, biological process: lactate catabolic process. The record is from RefSeq and is a predicted model, not a curated record. Lineage: Eukaryota; Metazoa; Arthropoda; Arachnida; Sarcoptiformes; Oppiidae. Gene Ontology annotation, molecular function: D-lactate dehydrogenase (NAD+) activity; D-lactate dehydrogenase (cytochrome) activity; FAD binding. Gene Ontology annotation, cellular component: mitochondrion. The coding region runs from base 33 to 1502 and encodes 489 amino acids.